AGUCGCCAUUAAACUCAGAAUGGGGACGAGACAGAUAUUGUUAGGAAAGAAUGUGAUCCUGGUCCUGUUCGUGAUAUUUUAUACUGUGAGAUCUGAAAGUAGCGUCGCCUUAAAUAAAGCAGCAAAACAAAGUAGUGACCAGGGGAGUGGUAUAUAUGUAGCAAGUAAAGUUGUGGAUGGCUGUACGGAUACAAACUUAGAUAAUAAGUGCUGUGCACAUACAGCGUCUGGUCACAAAAUGGUCUGGUGGCGUGUUGAUCUGGGAGAGUUGACAACCAUUACGUGGAUCAAAAUAUACUACAGAGAUGAUUUCCAGCACACAUUGGCAGGAUAUCAGCUUUAUGUAUCCAAUACCACCAACACGUUAAAAGACGGUGACCUGUGCUAUGAGGACACUAGUAGUACUAGAGAUGCUGUACAAUUGGUGGUGACACACCAGUGUCCGUAUGUAGGGCGGUAUGUGACUGUGUACAACUAUAGAAACAACCAAAAACGAUACAGCUGGUAUAGUGAUGACGCUAUUCUGAUGUUGUGUGAGGUGCAGGUGUUUGGAUGUCAAGUAGGGAGAUACGGUGACGGACACUGUAACAAUCAGUGUCCAGGGGCGUGUUAUGGUGGUAACUGUAACACAACAACAGGUGACUGUUUCUAUUGCGUUGCAGGAAAAUAUGGCAUCUCCUGUAACUCGGAUUGUCCUGCGAAUUGUAAAGACAGUUUUUGUACGAAGGACACUGGGUCCUGUUUAGAUUGUUUUCCUGGAAAGUACGGUCCUAACUGUGAUCAGAACUGUCCCGAUAAUUGUAAGGACAUGCUGUGUGAACGGGAUACAGGAUCCUGUAAAGAAUGCAAACCAGGAUUUUUCGAAGCUAAUUGUUCGAAACAUUGUCAUUGCAAGGAUGCUGGCUGUAACUAUAUGACAGGAAACUGCUCGCCAUCAGGAUGUUUGCCGGGCUGGAGAGGAAAUACAUGUAGCGAGAGUUGUGGUACAGGGAGUUUUGGUGAAACAUGUUCCCUGGCUUGUCCCGUGACGUGUAAAGACUUCGUGUGUCAUCAUGAAACCGGUCAUUGCCAAGAUUGCUAUCCUGGAAAGUACGGAGUGGUGUGUGGGGCUGAUUGUCCAGACACAUGUACGGACAACAUCUGUAGAAAGGACGAUGGACAAUGUCUAUCCACUGAAUCACCUAACACAAGCGAGUCCUCAGACGAUUCUAAAAUGACUAUAAUAGUUGUUUUGGCUGUUAUUUGUGGACUGCUUGUAGCUGCAUUGAUCGCCUCAGCAGUGGUGAUAUGUCAUCUUCGAAAAAGACAAAACAGAAAGAAGUCGUCAGAUAAGGGAACAGAACAAUCCGUCCCGGACACUGGAUACACAUCUAUUACUCAUCGUCCAGAGGAGACUCCCCACGUCUAUGAAAUGGUGGUCACCUAAUACACAGACAGAAUUCAUCAAGUGAAUUCCAAUCAUUUAAUAUCGCUAGUGUACAGCAGAUCAAUUAUAAUAACAGAAAGAAAUACAGACCUUACAAUUGCAUUUAAACAAAAGAUACCCGAAGGCACAUUUCAACAGCAUUUCUACGUGUGCAUUGUGUGGGAGUUUCGGGGAGGGGUGUUAGUUCAUAUUGGCUCUGUAUGAAUUGAUCAGACGUACAUUUUUUAAACAGGAAAACAGUCUUAAAAUAAAAUAAUAUUGUACGCACAUAAGUUAGAAAGUUGAUGAAUAACCUUCGAUAUUGUAUAGUGUCUGUUUUAUAAUAUUAUUACAUUGUACAAUCAAUAUCGAUACAUAGCGGUUCAUGCGUGACUUUUCAUUUUUGUGUGUGCAAGAGUGUUUGCAAGUUUUGGUUUAGAUGUAUGUAAGCGAUAUAGUGCGUGUACAUGUAAGUAUGUUCACUCCCGUUUGUCUGAAUUUAGAUACAUUUUUUUGUAAUAUAAUAUUCUUCUUGUAUACUAAUGAUUAGAUGAUUAGAACCACGGACAGUGACCGGGUGAAAUGUUUCCUCUCAUCCUCAUAUUGUAUUUAUAUGUUAUAUUGAUAUGUUUAUAUGUACACAGUAGAAUAUUCAGACUUGCAUAUACGUAUAUUCUUGUAAACUGAUAUUUUAAUUUGUUGUUGCUUACUUAAGACUGAAGGAUAUAGGGUGAACAAAGUAUCAAGUGACCUAUUCUGAUCGCCCUUUGUCCGUCGUCGUGCGUCCGUAAACAAUUUACAUUUUCGACUUCUUCUCCAAAUCCGCUUAAUAAAAUUCAAUGAAAUUUGCCAGAAAGCUUCUAUGGCGGAAGGUCAACUAAGAUUGUGAAUUAUAUGGUCCCCACCCCCCAGGGGCCUGAGGGGUGGGGCUUAAAAGGGUCAGAUUGACUAAA
This is a messenger RNA of Pecten maximus, 2358 nucleotides long. RefSeq names its product multiple epidermal growth factor-like domains protein 10. The transcript has 13 exons. The record is from RefSeq and is a predicted model, not a curated record. Gene Ontology annotation, molecular function: scavenger receptor activity. Lineage: Eukaryota; Metazoa; Mollusca; Bivalvia; Pectinida; Pectinidae. Bases 20 to 1426 code for a protein of 468 amino acids.